AUGUUCCGAAUCUUUGGUCGGAAAGAAGUUGACGACUAUUUUCUCCUCCCCACGCUGCCCCCCUCCAACAAUACCAAUGACGACCCGAACAAAUCCAGCUGGUUGAUCCCAACACACGGCAAGAGUUGGAAUAUUCCGCAAUGGCAUCAACCCUAUCCUGGAGGCACCCGCACCGUCACGACAGGAGGGAAUUUCUCUUGUGUUUGGACCACCUUUGUGGCGACCAGUGGCAAGUCCGUUCCGAUGUGUGUUCAUCCCUUUCCAGAUUUCAUUUCCGGCGUGAUUGCCAAAGAGCAUCGUUGGCCCGAUUGUGAUCUUUUGCCCGUCUUGUGGCGCGAGAAUCAACCCAACCAGGUCAUUCGUUGGUUCUCGAUCACUUUUUGGAGACAACGCCAGCCGCCGCUCUUUGUCGAUAUUGGAGCCAACAUUGGAUCCUGUGUCUUGGAAAUGCUACUCAGUACGGAGGAUUCCCACAUUCUGGCCGUGGAACCACAUCCCAUGAAUCGGUUUGCCCUGGAAAUGACGCUCCGGGGACUCCCAACACCACUACAAGACCGAGUCACCCUGGUACCGAUCGGACUGGGAAAGGAGAACCAUCAAGUGUUGGAGAUUUUCACAGGAGAAACCAACAUGGGGAAUUCCGUCCUUGGAAAAGCCAUUCGCGAUGUACCCGACCAACAGAUUCGGAGCGAUCGGUACCCAAUCUCGGUGGAACGAUUGGAUUCCAUUCUGCUCCCACCAGCCACCACUCGUACUAUUCCACUUGUCAAACUGGAUGCACAAGGGUAUGAAUGCAAUGUACUGGAAGGAAUGGGAGUGGACCUCGGAAGGAAGAUACAAACCAUCAAAUUUGAAGUUGCCACGCAUCACCUCCAAGAACAGAACUGCUUGGAUCUGUUUGCGAGACUGAGGAGCUUGGGGUUUCAUAUACGACCUGUUCACAAUGGGAAGGACGAUGGCAGAAACCAAGACAACAGUCAACACAAGACAAAGGAAAAGCCAAAGGACAACACCAUCGUUCAAUACAUAGACACUGGAGAAGUGUUUGAUGUUGCAACAGAUUUGGUAGUCUCGGAUUACUUGGCGGUGAGAUCUGCAAGAAAUACAAAAGCAUACACCACAACUCCAAGCUAG
Seminavis robusta is the source of this 1134-nucleotide messenger RNA. Lineage: Eukaryota; Bacillariophyta; Bacillariophyceae; Naviculales; Naviculaceae. The record is from the annotation of a GenBank genome assembly.